Messenger RNA from Ylistrum balloti, 1859 nucleotides. RefSeq lists its product as uncharacterized. The transcript has 3 exons. The record is from RefSeq and is a predicted model, not a curated record. Bases 121 to 807 code for a protein of 228 amino acids. Lineage: Eukaryota; Metazoa; Mollusca; Bivalvia; Pectinida; Pectinidae.
AUUCACUAGGGUACACAUGGUUGCCGGUUUCGCAGGGCUACUUUCACAAUUACAUGAUAACGACGUUGUCCCUCCUGUAACAGAAGAUAUUUUACUGGUUGGCGAUUCAGAAAUACAACAAUGGGUCUAGAGGAGGGAUAUGUGAAGAGGUACAAAAGGGGAGAUGUUGUUCCUGAAGGAGCUAUCUUCUUGGACUAUAAGCAACUUAUAAACAUCCAGAACAAAAGGCUUCAGCAACUCUCGAAAGAGAAACCUUCCACAGUACGACCAUUAAUCUAUGGCCCAGCUCUGAUAGCAGCAGCUGCUUCAUCAAGUGGUUUUUAUUUCAGUUAUCACUUCCAACAAGUAUUUAAUCUAAAACAAAGUGGAAGGUUAGGCAUAGGAUUGUUUUUAACGAGUUUAUUAAUCCCGAGUGGCACAUUAUUCGGGGUUUACAAAUUUGGAGUCGUGCCCUCUGUGAUUUCAGGAGGAGUUGAUUGUACGAUUUGUUUUGAAACAAAACUUGCACUUUGUCAAGCAGCACUUGGAGUUGGAUACCCAUUGAUGAUGUCUUGGCUGUUAUCGUCAAUGGAGGCUGGAACACAGUAUACCUACCCUAUUCCACAGUUUCGAACAGGAGGUCCAAGGCUAUUGCCUUUUCUUCAAAGCUCAGCACCCAAAUUUACUCCCUUAUCUAUGGUCCUGCUUGCCAAUUUAUCUGUAGCUAUGGGCGUCGGGAAUAAAAUGCAGUCAUGUUUUGAAAAGCAUUUCAGUAAAGACAGUGAAUCAAUGCUUGUGCAAAAGCGUGAUAUAUAUAGUGUGAAAUAGUUUGAUAAAUAUUUGAAUAAAUUUUCUUUCCAGGUUUUAUAAAGUUUGAAUAUUUUGUAGAAUUUCUUUUCAAAUGAAAGACUGACACUUGUGUUUACAUAUCAGGUGCAUGCGUUAAAAUUUCUCAUUCUUUUAACGACUCCUCCACUUCAUGGUCGGGGACAUAUGGCAUUAAACUUCACCUUAUGAUUAUUGCUUCAUACCUGGUGAUUUGAUGUCAGUUCAUGUACUCUAUAACAGAUACAGAUAUGGAACUUUCAUUUUGUAUUUGUUCAAGUAUAAUUGAAUAAUGAUAAUGUACAGGUCAAGUUCUGAGCUGGUAAUUUGUACAAAUUAACUUUUUUUUAGAGUUUAAUUUAUUGCUGCCUACAGAAGGCGAAGAACUUCCUUUCUGAAGUUACAAUAGAUUUGAGUGGUUUUCAUUGCAGUAUUUGUGUACAGAAGAUUUGAAUUCAUUAGAAAUGAAAUUUUUCUCAUGUGACCAACUUGGGGCUAAUGUUCGGGUACAUAAGGGGAAAAUAGACAUUAGUUAAUAGUUAUAUGUAUAGACAAGAAUAUCUUUGAGGCUCUUUAGAAGGGCCCAAAGCGAACAAAUGUGAUAUUAAUUACAGUUUUUAUUCAUCUUGACGAUAUCUAGAGGACUUAGUUAAGGAACUAUUAUUAUAUAUCUCAAGGAGGAUAUCAAGGCUUAAUAAAGGAACAGAUAAUAUAUGUCUAGAUGAGGAUAUCUAGGAGGCGUAAUAAGGCACAGAUAUUAUGUCUAAAUGGGGAUAUCUAUAAGACUUAAUUCAGAAGCAGUUUUUAUAUGUCAAAUGAGGAUAUCUGGAGGACUUAAUUAAGGAAUAGCUGUAAUAUGUGCAGAUCGUGACAUUUUUGGAGUGAUUAAGUAAAGUUUACUUAAACAUUUAGACAUUUUAGAAUGCAACCAUUGUUGUUAUUGUUAUGGUAGACUUUUACACUCAUGUAACUUUGCCAUUGGAAUCAAUCACUCCAACAAUGUUUAAUAUUGUAUCAUUGACAAAACACAAAUAAAGUAAAGUUUUAGAAUUCUU